Oryza brachyantha (malo sina) is the source of this 1027-nucleotide messenger RNA. RefSeq lists its product as uncharacterized. Gene Ontology annotation, molecular function: enzyme inhibitor activity. NCBI's taxonomy places the organism in Eukaryota, Viridiplantae, Streptophyta, Magnoliopsida, Poales, Poaceae. The record is from RefSeq and is a predicted model, not a curated record. The transcript has a single exon. Bases 90 to 746 code for a protein of 218 amino acids.
UCCGAUCGACCUGCACUAUAUUGUAAUUCACGAGAUCUCAAAUAAGAUCGGGAAAAAGUUGACAAGAGUGUGGUCGAGAGAGAAAGACAAUGGCGGCGGCGUCGCUGAGCAUGUCCGUGUUCGUCGUCGUCCUCCUCCUCGGCGUUUCAGCAAUGGCCGGUCUCCCGGCAGCCCACGCCGCGCGCCUCCCGCCCGGCGCCAGCCCUCUCGUCACGGCGUGCGCCAUGGGGCCGUUCCCCAGGCUGUGCGUGAAGGACCUGGGCCACCGCCUGCUCGACAUCCAGACCGUGGUGGCGUCGGCGUCGAGCAAGGGCGCCGCCAUCGCCGGCGCGCCGGGACAGGUGGACUUCAAGUCCCUGGUGGCCGUCGCCAUGGAGGCGGCCACGGAGGCCGGCGCGGUGGCGUCGACCGUGUUCGAGGGCAAGCUUCCCGGGUUCAACAACUCCGUCCCGGACUUCAAGAAGUGCCUCAACAACUGCACCGUGACGAUGGCGAGCGCCAUGAAGAAGAUCCACGGCGCCGCCGCCGCCAUGAAGGCCGGCGCCAAGGACGUGGCCAAGACGCUGGCGACGCGGGCCAUCAACGACGUGUCGCUGUGCACGUACAGCUGCCGGGAGCUCAGCGGCGACAUGGAGGUCAUGCUGGAGCACAGCCUCGUCCAGUUCCAGAAGAUGAUGAGGAUCGCCGUCGCCUUCAUCAGCAAGAUGAAGGACGCGAUUCCUCCUCCUCCCCAGCCUCUGCCAUGAUUACACGCUGGAUUAAUGGCGAGUUAAUUUGUAGUAGAAAUUAAUUAGCUAGUGUUCUUGAGAGAACGGUACAAGAAGGAAUUAGUUAGCCUUCAUUUUGUUGAUGUUUAGCUCUUGGCUAUUUUUUUCCUUAGGUUGAUGUGGUUUUAUCUUCUCUUAUCAAUGAAAUAAGGGAAAUCAUUUUUUGCCUUUGUUAGACAGAAAAUUAUAGCCCUCAUUUUGUCUUUCAGUGUUUGCUUAUUUCUUUGUGUAUCAUGCCAUGGUUUUCCUCCUUUUUAUUU